CUCUCUCCUACUCAGAAUAAAAGUUUUUAUUUUUUUGUUUUUUACCACUUUUUCUUCUUUCCCUUUACUUCCAUAUUCAAUUUUGACCAAUGGCUCCCAUCGCUAAGAAGUCCAAGAAGAACGCUGAAUCUAUCAACUCUCGUCUCCAACUUGUUACCAAGUCUGGUAAAUACACCCUUGGUUACAAGACUACCUUGAAGUCUCUCCGUCUUGGCAAAUCCAAGUUGGUCAUCAUUGCUGGUAACUGCCCUCCUCUUCGCAAGUCUGAAAUUGAAUACUAUGCUAUGUUGUCCAAGACUGGUGUCCAUCACUACAACGGCAACAACAUCGAUCUUGGUACUGCUUGUGGUAAGCUUUUCCGUACCAGCGUCCUCUCCAUCACUGAUGCCGGUGACUCUGAUAUCUUGACUGCUCAAUAAAUGUAGUUUAGUAGUAGUUUUGGUUUAUAUAGAUAGUAAUUUUUUUUAUGUAUAUAUAACUGGAAUAAAGAAACUUCAUUUUGACGAGUGUUGAUACAUUCAA
Molecule: messenger RNA, 522 nt
Organism: Halteromyces radiatus
Lineage: Eukaryota; Fungi; Mucoromycota; Mucoromycetes; Mucorales; Cunninghamellaceae
Product: 60S ribosomal protein
Exons: 3
Coding region: 90-419 (109 amino acids)
Cellular component (GO): cytosolic large ribosomal subunit
Molecular function (GO): structural constituent of ribosome; RNA binding
Source: RefSeq, a predicted model, not a curated record